AUGCAAUUCAAUCAGCGCACAGGCGCAAGCUCCAGAAAAUUAAUUUGGUUGCCCAAAACAGACCUUAUACCAUAUUUUUAUUGGGCUUUUGUUAUUGGAAACAUCGUUGUGUUUGAAAUUUUGACAAUAUUUGCGGUAAAAUAUAUGUUCAUGGGUGACCAUAAAAAAGAAAAUCUGAUCUGGGGCGUACAUUGGUUUGGAUAUGCUCUUUGUCAAACUAUAUUGGCUAUCGUGUUGAUAUACUAUGGACAAAUGUUGGUAUCUCUGGCUCGCGAAAGCAUUAAUCUGACGGUUUACGAAGCGGAGAAGGAAAAAUACAAGACUUUUGCCGACAGGAUGCGCUUGACUAAUAUAAGUCUAACCAUAGCCUUUGGCUGGUACAUAUGUGCUCUGUCAGCAAUGAGUUUUGCACCUGAUUUUAUCUAUUCAUCGGAGGUGAUUUCGAAAGUAAAUGCUGUCAUGUCUGAAAUAUGGUCAGGAUUGUGUGGAAUAAUCGUAGUCGCUGCUCUCCUAUACAGUGAAAGAACGUCCUCUAAAAAAGUAUCUUUCGAAGAUUUGACUUCAAUAUGGACCCUUUACAACCAAGAUGAAGAACGCAGCAUGACUGAGAUGUGA
Messenger RNA from Paraglomus occultum, 615 nucleotides. Lineage: Eukaryota; Fungi; Glomeromycota; Glomeromycetes; Paraglomerales; Paraglomeraceae. The record is from the annotation of a GenBank genome assembly.